Drosophila biarmipes is the source of this 1005-nucleotide messenger RNA. Its product is annotated as thioredoxin-T. The record is from RefSeq and is a predicted model, not a curated record. The coding region runs from base 160 to 660 and encodes 166 amino acids. The transcript is spliced from 3 exons. NCBI's taxonomy places the organism in Eukaryota, Metazoa, Arthropoda, Insecta, Diptera, Drosophilidae. Gene Ontology annotation, molecular function: protein-disulfide reductase activity.
CACCCCGCAUGACAUUCAAAUAUUUCAAAUUUUUGGAUCCAAGUAGGCUAGGUAUAAGGAAUUUUACUUUCCUUUCAAUUGGCAGAGCACAAUUCUUUCAUUUCGGUCUGAUAUUUCGGUGUGAGCAGUCGUUCAGCUCCAAAAUUUUAAAUUUCAAUCAUGGUGUACCUGGUGCGCAACAAGGAAGAUCUCGACCAGCAGCUGGUCCUCGCCGAGGACAAGCUGGUGGUGAUCGAUUUCUAUGCCAACUGGUGCGGGCCAUGCAAAAUUAUUGCCCCGAAACUGGAGGAGCUGGCCCAGCAGUACUCGGAUCGCGCGGUGGUGCUCAAGGUGGAUGUGGACGACAACGAGGAAAUCACGGUGGAGUAUAACGUGACCAGCAUGCCGACCUUUGUGUUCAUCAAGGGCGGCGAGGUGCUGGAGCUAUUCGUGGGCUGCAACUCGGACAAGCUGGCCAAGUCCAUGGAGAAGUUUGCCGAGCCCGUGGCGGAUGCGGAAGCCACAGGGCAGCGCCGUUCGUCCAGCCACCUGGCGGGCGCUGCCAUGGAGUCCGAGGACGCCUGCAGUGCCGGGCCAAGUGCCUCCUCCAGUGGCAGUGUCAACGAAGAUGUCAUCCGCGAGCUGUCCGAGCACGAUCAGGAGGCCGUGCUGGAACACUAAAACCAAAGAUGCAGAAAUAGCGUUAUUAAUCCAUCCAUCCAAACCGAUAUCCUCAAGAAUACAUUCAAAUGCCACAAUACUCAAAACUAUCCACGAAUCGUUAUCCUCGGUAGAAACUCCUCGGCAGUUGUACUCUUAUAAGAAAAAACAUGCUAUCAAUCAUCACUUAACACAAUACGAAAUAGUCUAUAAGCUAACUCAACAUAAACUGAUUGGAAAUAUGUACAACCGACGCUGCUGUUCAGUUUUCCACGCAUUGCUGGUUUCUUGUUUAUACUCCAUAUUGUUGCUGAACCCAAAAACAAAAGUACAAAAUAUUUAACAAAGGCUACUUAUAACAAACUA